Messenger RNA from Mangifera indica (mango), 1392 nucleotides. RefSeq names its product aspartic proteinase CDR1-like. The transcript has a single exon. Gene Ontology annotation, cellular component: extracellular region. Lineage: Eukaryota; Viridiplantae; Streptophyta; Magnoliopsida; Sapindales; Anacardiaceae. The record is from RefSeq and is a predicted model, not a curated record. The coding region runs from base 1 to 1392 and encodes 463 amino acids.
AUGGUCAGAAUGGGGACUUUCCUGAUGGCCACUUUGUUUCUUAACUUCAUUACAACAUUAUCCCAUCUCCAUUUCACUGCUUCAAGGCUCACCGGCCUGACUCUUCCAGUCAUCCACCGGGACUCUCCAGAGUCUCCGUUAUAUCCUGGAAACCUCACUCAACUUGAAAGGCUUCUAAGGAUGAUCAAAUACUCCGAUGCCAGGGCUGCCUAUUUGGAAGCAAUUUCAGCUCCAAAUGCAACAAUUGCCUAUGAUAAAAAGAUUGUUCUUUCGAUGCUUCGUGAUUCUUUAUUUUACAUUGUAAAAGUCGGGAUCGGAACCCCGCCUGUAUUUAUGUUUCUGUUGCUGGACACCGGCAGUGGCCUCAUAUGGUCACAAUGUAAGCCCUGCAAGAAAUGUUACAAACAGAAAAUGCCCAUGUAUGACUCUCUUGCAUCAACCACUUACAGAAAACUUCCCUGCAAUCAUCCUCUUUGUGCUGGUGAUAAAAAAAUUUACGAAUGUGUCAAUCAGCAGUGUGUAUAUGAUGUCAGCUAUGGCGCUGGAGAUGUUUCCACCAGAGGCGUCUCCUCCCUGGAAUCCUUCACAGUCGGGCUUAACGAUAAACCAUAUGUCAUUCAAAAUCUGGUAUUUGGCUGCUCUGACGAUACUGAGAUACCUGUAUUCGAAGAACGGGGUGUGCUUUCAGGAAUCAUGGGAUUCAGCUUAUCUCCAGAUUCAAUAGUUUCACAAUUGUCAGAUCAAACCGGGAAAAGAUUCUCAUACUGUUUUCCCCCUUUCACACAGGAAGUGAACUUUCCCAGAUUUGUAAAAUUCGGAAAUGAUAUUCCUAAGCCUCCAGGAGUUCUCCCGACAACUAAAUUUGUAGCACCUCCUCCUGGAAUGUUUAACUAUUACCUGAAACUGACAGAUAUAAGCGUUGGCUCUACCCUGUUAGGAUUGCAGCCCGGUCUCUUCGACAUUCGACAGGAUGGCAGUGGAGGGUUUUUCAUAGACUCAGGGACAGUGAUCUCUCAGAUUGAUCAAACAACUGUCGGCCGCAAUGCUUACAAGGCAGUGAUGGAGGCAUUUCAGAAUCAUUAUGACUACUUCGGGUAUGAGAGGAUCAAAGGAGAGGUUGGUGAGGGAUUUCAGCUCUGUUACAAGAAUCGGCCGGGCAUUCUUUUGAAGAUGACUUACCAUUUUGAAGAUUACUUUUACAUUGUGGACUCUAAAUAUGUGCACUUUCAUAAUGAAGAGCAGGGGUAUUUCUGCAUUGCAUUGAGGCCUGGAAAUGGGAGAAGCAUUCUGGGAGCAUGGUUUCAGCAAAACAAGCGCAUCAUUUAUGAUAUGAACUUGAAUGUCCUUCAAUACUAUGACGAGCAAUGUGCUAAUGAUGCUCCUCCUCCAUAA